UAGUAAGUAGCAGUUGCUCCAGCAGCUGGCCUGCCCCUCCGGGCUGAGGACUGGGCUCCGUAUAUAAGGGAAGGAGCAGCCUUUGCCUUUCAUCCCUCCGUUCCCUUCCCUCGCCGGGCGCCAGGAGCUCCCCCCCUCCCCAGCACCUCCACAAAUCCCGGCGAUGCCGCUCAAGAAACCCGACCCCAAGAAGGAAUCGGGCAAAGCGGGCUCGGAGCCAUGCCGGGAGCCCGCCUUCGAUCCCAAGAGCGUGAAGAUUGAAUUCACAGCAGAGCAGAUCGAAGAGUUCAGAGAAGCCUUCGGGCUGUUUGACCGGACGGCGGCGGGGACGAUGCAGAUCAGCUACGGGCAGUGCGGGGACGUCCUGCGGGCACUCGGCCACAACCCCACCAACGCCGAGGUCCUGAAGGUGCUGGGCAAGCCCAAACCAGAAGAGAUGAACACAAAGAUGCUGGACUUCGAGACCUUCCUGCCCAUCCUGCAGCACUUCACCCGCAACAAGGAGCAGGGCACCUUCGAGGACUUCGUGGAGGGGCUGCGGGUCUUCGACAAGGAGGGCAACGGGAUGGUGAUGGGGGCCGAGCUGCGCCACGUGCUGGUCACGCUGGGGGAGAAGAUGACGGAGAGCGAGGUGGAGCAGCUGAUGGCAGGGCAGGAAGAUGCCAAUGGCUGUAUCAACUAUGAAGCUUUUGUCAAGCACAUCAUGUCUGGCUGAAAGGCUCUUGGGAAUGUUUGGAGCCACCUGAGCACCACCACGAUGAGCGAGGUCCCUCCAUCCGUGUCCUUCUCCACAAGACGCUCCACAUGAGCCACCACUCCUUGCUCUCCGUGUGUGUGUGUGUGUGUGUGUGCCCAAGGCAUCUGCAACCUGCUUUGAAACCUUAAGUUAUUGUUUUCAGUUUUUCUGGCUCAUUAAAUGAAGUCCUUCCUCCCUGG
This is a messenger RNA of Myiozetetes cayanensis, 936 nucleotides long. Its product is annotated as myosin light chain, embryonic. The transcript is spliced from 7 exons. The record is from RefSeq and is a predicted model, not a curated record. NCBI's taxonomy places the organism in Eukaryota, Metazoa, Chordata, Aves, Passeriformes, Tyrannidae. Gene Ontology annotation, molecular function: calcium ion binding. Gene Ontology annotation, cellular component: myosin II complex. The coding region runs from base 164 to 715 and encodes 183 amino acids.